Molecule: messenger RNA, 2950 nt
Organism: Cheilinus undulatus (humphead wrasse)
Lineage: Eukaryota; Metazoa; Chordata; Actinopteri; Labriformes; Labridae
Product: kelch-like protein 12
Exons: 13
Coding region: 371-2167 (598 amino acids)
Molecular function (GO): protein binding
Source: RefSeq, a predicted model, not a curated record
UUUACGUCCAAUCUGUGAAGCCCGCUGCUGUGACCUGCUGCUGUUUAGUCAACGAGAUACUGUAGGUGGUAAAACUCGUGUCGGUGAUGAUGAUAUGACCAUAUUUCCGACAUUUCGGACAUAUAUGUCUGCAGACAGACCGUGUGUAGUGUGACCUAGUGGAGGUCAUGAUGGAUUAGGUGUUAGUUCAGUGGCUUUUCUUCAGGCAGUGUGACUGACAGCAAGAACUGGGACAAGGGACUUUGUGGCUACUAACGUUAGCUAGCAUCGCAACUUAGCAAAACGCUUUGAAUCAGCCUUACCGCAGAGACAGUUGUUGUUGUCUGGCGUUGGCGUUAGCCCUCAGCUGUCGUUGGCUGCUGUUUUGCUAAUGUGUAGCUAUAGUUAUUGCCUCCCAGUGGUGGAAAAAGUAUUCAAAUCCUUUAACGAUUCUUUGAGUAGUUUGCGAUCCUUAAAAGACUCUGAAGGCAGCAUGGCUCCCAAGGACAUCAUGACCAACUCCCAUGCCAAAUCCAUCCUCAAUGCAAUGAACGCACUUCGCAAGAGCAACACGCUCUGUGAUAUCACCCUGAGGGUGGAGAACACAGAUUUCCCAGCUCACCGGAUUGUCUUGGCUGCCUGCAGUGACUACUUUUGUGCCAUGUUCACCAGCGAGCUUGCAGAGAAAGGGAAAUCUUUUGUGGACAUCCAGGGCCUCACUGCUUCAACAAUGGAGAUCCUGCUGGACUUUGUCUACACGGAGACAGUGUUAGUCACAGUGGAGAACGUGCAAGAGUUGCUUCCUGCUGCGUGCUUACUGCAGCUCAAAGGGGUGAAAAGAGCCUGUUGUGAUUUUUUAGAGAGUCAGCUCGAUCCUUCGAACUGUCUGGGUAUUCGGGACUUUGCCGAAACUCACAACUGUCUGGACCUGAUGCAGGCCGCCGAGCUUUUCUCCCAGAAACAUUUCUCUGAGGUGGUUCAACAUGAAGAGUUCAUGCUGCUCAGUCAAACAGAAGUGGAAAAGCUCAUAAAAUGUGAUGAAAUCCAGGUGGACUCUGAAGAGCCGGUGUUUGAAGCCGUGUUAAACUGGGUUAAACACAACCGAAAAGAGCGUGAGCCCUAUCUUCCAGACAUGCUUGAGUUUGUCCGCCUGCCGCUCCUGACCCCCCGCUACAUUACAGAUGUCAUUGAUGCUGAGCCCCUCAUACGGUGUAGCCUGCCAUGUCGAGACCUCGUUGAUGAAGCCAAGAAAUUCCACUUAAGACCCGAGCUGAGGAGUGAGAUGCAGGGCCCGCGCACACAGGCUAGAUUAGGUGCCAAAGAAGUGUUGUUGGUUAUAGGAGGGUUUGGCAGCCAACAGUCACCCAUAGACAUAGUUGAGAAAUACGAUCCAAAAACACAAGAAUGGAGCUUCCUCCCUAACAUUGCACGGAAAAGGCGUUACGUUGCCACAGUGUCUCUUCAUGAUCGAGUUUAUGUGAUUGGUGGAUAUGACGGUCGCUCAAGGCUCAGCUCAGUUGAAUGUCUGGACUACACCGCAGACGAGGACGGAGUUUGGUACACUGUUGCCACCAUGAAUGUUCGCCGUGGCCUUGCUGGAGCCACGACACUAGGAGAUAUGAUUUAUGUUGCUGGUGGAUUCGAUGGCAGCAGGCGUCACACCAGCAUGGAGCGAUACGACCCAAACAUCGACCAAUGGAGCAUGCUGGGAGAUAUGCAGACAGCUAGAGAGGGAGCUGGUCUGGUAGUGGCCAGUGGGCUCAUAUACUGUCUGGGUGGAUACGAUGGACUAAAUAUCCUAAAUUCAGUGGAGCGCUAUGACCCGCACACAGGCCACUGGACGAGCGUCACACCUAUGGCUACAAAGCGGUCAGGAGCUGGCGUGGCUUUACUCAAUGACCACAUCUAUGUGGUGGGAGGUUUUGAUGGAGUUUCACACCUGGACUCUGUUGAGGUCUACAACAUCAGAACAGACUACUGGACCACUGUAGCCAGUAUGACCACUCCAAGGUGUUAUGUAGGAGCGACCGUGCUCCGAGGUCGUCUAUAUGCCAUCGCUGGUUAUGAUGGGAACUCUCUCCUUAGCAGUAUCGAAUGCUACGACCCCGUGAUUGACUCUUGGGAGGUUGUUACUUCAAUGGCGACGCAGCGGUGUGACGCAGGAGUCUGCGUUCUACGAGAAAAGUGAUCUCCGCCAAGAAGAACUCGAGAGGGAGACACAGAAGGACAGGCAGCUAGACUUUGCUAAAAUGCCACAAAACAGAGCCACACAGGGGGAUGUUUGUUCGCCAGUAUGCAAACAGGUACUCUGAAAUAAAGUGCAGCAGUUUGUGCUGCCUCCAUGACACUGAGACUUGUGCAUCAGAGAUUCAGCUUCACCGCAGUAGACGUCAUCUCAAAAGAGGCCUCCAUGAAGCCCAUCGCCACAUGCAUGACUCUCUUCGGUGGUACUUGUUGCUGUCGUUACCUGUGAGAUUAUUUUUUCAGUUUGUCUUCAAAGUGCAAUAUAUUUCUACUCGUCAUGAGAAAAGGUAAAAAGAAGGAGCCGAUGUAGACUCCGGUUGCUGCUAAUCGCCUUAUGACUUUGGCCUACAUCAAACAUCGCGCUGCCACCCAUCGACUAUGGUGAUAGUUAAAGUACAUCGGCUAAUAUCCAGUGUACUCAUUGGCAUUGCGAGGUCAUUUAUGGGUCUGUUAUUCAGCCCUUUUUGUAAUUCUUCCUGUAAACUGUGCUUUUAGAUUCAAAUCACUUUAUUAUCAAAGUUUAUUACUUAUCGUUGCUCUCAGAAUCUAUAUUUAGAGAUAAAUAUCGUUUCAGAAAAUGACUGAAUUGUAACAGUUGAUUCUUCUGUCCUUCCAAACAAAAGCUGUGCAUGUGAUAUGUUUUCCUCCUCAGCUUAUGGAUUUGGACAUGUACGUGUAGGACACAAAGUCAUGACAUCACUGUUGCCUGGGAAGUGAAUAAACACAC